CUGUUUCUUGUGUGUGUCUCUUGUGUGCAGGCUGCGAGCUCCGAGCUCCAGGCUGGGGCUUAGGGCUCCGGGCAGCUCCAUGGGGGGUCCCGGUGGCCGGCGGGGUGGGGGUAAAGAGCGAAACGGGGCGGGCGGCGGAGCGGUCCGGGAUGGGACCGACCGACGCUGCCGGCACCUGGCCCUGGGGAAGCAAAAAAACCCACCACGCAAAGAGGGAAAGAAAUUGAAGAUUUGGGGCGGCGGUGGUAAAGAGGGUGGGGGGGUGGGGGGGGGGGUGGUGGAAGCGCAGCCACCAUUAUCCGUCCCCGCUCCGAAAGUCGCUUCCCCGCCUCCCUGCCGGAGCCGGAGCCGGAGCCCGAGCAGGCGGCGGGGCGAGGAGAGGCUGAGGAAGUGCGGGGUGGAAAAAAAAGAAAGAGAAACAGGCGGGCAGGGCUCGCCCGGCCGCCUCGGAGCGGCCAUCUCGGCUGGGAACGGGGCCGCAUCCAUGGAGUUACCGGGCGGGAGCUCCUGAAGAAGGGCCCGGCCGGUUCGGCCCCGGCAAUGACACCGGAUUGAGGCGGUGAGGGGGCUCUCCCGGCGGCCGGGGACUGCGGGAGCAUCCCCCGCCCCCCCUCCCCCCCCCCGCCUCCCCCCUCCCCGCCCGUAACCCGAGAGACAGCCUCAACUCUUGGAGGACACUCUCCUGGCAAAGAUGGAAGAAAAACGACGCAAGUACUCGAUCAGCAGUGAUAACUCGGACACCACUGACAGUCACACCACGUCCGCUUCCAGAUGCUCCAAAAUUCCAAAUACCAAAUCCACCUGGUCACGGCAGAAGGAGAAGAAGCCCUCUGAGGUUUUCCGUACGGAUCUGAUCACGGCCAUGAAGAUCCCUGACUCCUUCCAGCUGAGCCCUGACGAGUACUACGUCCUGGCUGAUCCCUGGAGGCAGGAGUGGGAGAAGGGUGUCCAGGUGCCAGCAAGUGCUGAGGCCAUCCCUGAGCCUGUGGUCAGGAUCAUACCCCAGCUGGAGAACUCACCUGCACAGGUUUCCCCGAGCAGCCCCCCUGGCUCUGAGAUUUCAGAAGCCACAAGGACUUACUUGCAAGGAGUGAGUCGCUAUGACCUGGAUGAGCUUGAUGCUUACUGGUUGGAACUUGUUAAUAUGGAGCUGAAGGAGAUGGAAAAACCUGAGCUGGAUGAGAUCACCCUGGAGAGAGUGCUGGAGGAGCUGGAGACCAUGUGCUACGAGAACAUGAACAUCGCCAUCGAAACGGAGGAGGGUUUGGGCAUCGAGUACGAUGAGGACGUGGUGUGCGACGUCUGCCGCUCGCCCGAGGGGGAGGAUGGCAACGAGAUGGUGUUCUGUGACAAGUGCAACGUCUGUGUGCACCAGGCAUGCUAUGGCAUCCUGAAGGUGCCCAUUGGGAGCUGGCUGUGCCGGACCUGUGCCCUCGGUGUCCAACCCAAGUGUCUGCUGUGUCCCAAGAGAGGAGGAGCGCUGAAGCCCACCCGGAGCGGGACAAAAUGGGUCCACGUUAGCUGUGCCUUAUGGAUACCUGAAGUUAGCAUUGGAUGUCCUGAAAAAAUGGAACCCAUUACGAAGAUCUCACAUAUCCCAGCAAGCAGAUGGGCUUUGUCCUGCAGCCUCUGCAAGGAGUGCACUGGGACGUGUAUUCAGUGCUCCAUGCCCGCCUGUGUCACCGCGUUCCACGUCACCUGCGCCUUCGACCACAACCUCGACAUGAGGACGAUUCUGGCAGACAACGACGAGGUGAAGUUCAAGUCCUUCUGCCUUGAGCACAGCACUGGUGCCACCAAGUUGCCCGAGGAGGCACGGACAGAGCCUGACCAGGCCCAGCUGGACUUGGAGAAGGUCACGCUGCGGAAGCAGAAGCUCCAGCAGCUGGAGGAGGACUUCUAUGAACUUGUGAAGCCUUCAGAGGUGGCUGAGAACCUUGACUUAAGUGAAUCCCUGGUGGAUUUUGUCUACCAGUACUGGAAGCUGAAGAGGAAAGCAAAUUCCAACAAACCACUGCUAACACCAAAAACAGAUGAAGUGGACAACUUAGCCCAGCAAGAACAGGACGUUCUCUACCGACGCUUAAAGCUCUUCAUGCACCUCAGGCAAGACCUGGAGAGGGUUAGAAAUCUCUGUUACAUGGUGACGAGACGGGAGAAAAUGAAACACACCAUUUGUAAACUCCAGGAGCAGAUCUUCCAUCUCCAAAUGAAGCUCAUUGAGAAAGAUCUUUACCCAGGCUUAUCAACUUCCUUCCCCAUCGAUGGGACCUUCUUCAACAGCUGGUUGGCACAGUCGGUCCAGAUCACAGCUGAGAACAUGGCCAUGAGCGAGUGGUCCCUCAACAACGCCCACCACGAGGACAGCACCCCCGGCCUCUCCGAGGAGCUCCUCCAGGACGAGGAGACCUUGCUGAGCUUCAUGAUGGACCAUUCCCUCAGGUCCCCGUUCAAGCAGAGCGAGGCCUCAAAGAAAACGAAAAACAAAACCAGAACGAACACAAGAAAAAAGCUGCCCAGGAGCAGCCCCGGGAACCACCCGGAGAGCUCGGAGCCGUGGACUAACAACGCCAGCGACUUCUCAGAUGACUCGGCCACCGCCAAACCCUUCGCUCCUGAUUCCAGGCCCAGCAAGUUGGAGAAAGGGGCAGCCAAGCUCCCCGCCGACCGCAAAGGGACGAGUGAGCCCAAAAAGGCGGCCAAGAAGGGCUCUGUCCCCAAAGCUGGGGAGCCUCACCCCCCUGCCGGGGCCCGGGGCUCCCUCAGCCAGGAGGAGGAGGAAGAGGAGGAGGAGGGGGAGACUCCACGUUGUGCCCAGACAGAGCCCAGCCCUGCGGCCCAAGUGCCUGACUCCCUCGGUAGCCCCAAAACCGCCGUGCGGUUCAAAUUACCAAAGGAGAGCCGAGGGACCCGGAGGUCGCAGCCCUCCAAGGCUGAGGGGGCCAAUGGAGCUCCCUUGAGGCGUUUCGAGGCCGAGACGGACGGGUACUUCUCCGAUGCAGAGAUGAGCGACUCGGACGGGGAGUCCCGCAGGGCCCAGCGGGGUCAGCUGGAGGCGGCCACCGGCGAGGACAUCGUCAGGAUGAGCAUCUUGGCGUCCUAACUCCUCCUCCCCCUGGGUUCAGACGAGGCCUCCCACCCAGUUCCAACUGCCAUGCCCAAAUUUCUGCCUGGUAUCAUAGCAGGGGGGGAUUUUUAAUAUGUGUAUAUAGUUGGAAAUUUGGCACUGUUGUCUUUUUUUUUUUUUUUUUCCUUACACGCCUGAGAUACAGCUUCAGCUUCACCGACGUCGAUGACCCUGAGAGCAGUGGUCCCUCCUCAGCUCCCCACCAGCCCCCGGGAACCUGAGCUGGCACCCAGUGGGAACAACACUGAGGGUGCCAAGAGGUUGGAGGGUGGUGGUACCUGUGCUUUCUGCAGGGAUGAGAGUUUAAUUAAUGGGCAUUAUUUAAACGAGGGGCAGAUUUCUGCCCUGGGAUGGUUGCCCCUGGAGCAGGGAGUGAGCGCGGGGGUAGGGGAGCAGCCAGCUGCACAUGUAUGAGGAGGCAAAUUAACUAAAUAAUGACUAAAGCACAAAAAGCUUGGUGGAGGAAAGCACGUGGGGUGGAGGAGAGCGACGCUAUGUUUCUAUUUUUAGGAAAAAAAAAAAAAAAAAAAGAAACAACAAACCCCUUGGUCAUGAUUUUUUUUCUCCUUACCUUUCUAUCUGGUUGGGGUCCGUCCAGGAGCCAGGAUGCAGAAUUCCUCCCCAUCCUUCCUCCUCCUGCAUUGAGGUAAUUAGAAAAAUCGAAGUGAUUUACUCAGGUGAAUUGAUCGGCUGUUCCCAAGCUGGGAAAUGGAAACAUGGGGCAGGAUGGGGAGGAGAGAAGCAUCCUUCAAAAACCAACAUUGGGGUUUGGGGGUUGGUUUAACCCAGGAGGUUGAGUGAAGUUUUUCUGCCCGUGCUUCUCUCCACUGGCUGGCAUGGUCCCACCCUGGGUCCCAGUUGAAAUCCCCUUUGCACAAUGAAACACUUGGCCCCGAGGGGAAAUGGAAAUGCUUGCCUUCACCAUUUUUUUUUCCUUCUAAACGCUACAAUGAAAAUGGUGAAUUUAUUCCUCCCCAUCCUUUUUUUUUUUUUUAAUGAUUAUUAAUUAUUAUUACUCCUUAAGUCCUGGUUACAAGACGUUGAGUCAUUGUGGGAGGGUGAUUCACAGAAGCUGACAUUAUUACAAUAAUUUAAUGCAUAAAAUGUCCCCAAUAAGCCUUAAAUGUUGUUUGAAAAAGCCCAUGUUACCUACAAGUCAGGCGAAUUUCCAUGUUUGCACUUAAUUGCACCAUUACUUCGGUUUUGGCUUCAAAGGUCACAGUUAAGUCGUGCUACGUGUUUUAUUGGAGUGACCCCAGUGUGAGCUCAGGGAACAAACAAACAAACAAACAAAAAAAAGGAAUUCACUGAAACUUUUGUUGUUGUUGUUUUUUAAAAAUAAAAAAUGUUUUAAAAAAAAAAAACUUUAAAAAAAAAAAAACAAAAAACAAAAAAAAAACCAAACCACAAAACCAUCAAACAGAAAAACCAAACCUGGGACACUUCUUCAACUGGUUAAACCCAUCACUAAACAACAAAACAAAACAAAAAACAACCUUGCAAUUGUCAAACCAGUCAGUCAAAUAAUUGUGUGGAUGCCAAAGAAUAAUUUUGACAGUCAAGCAGCACAGCCAGAAACCGGAAACUUCUCAUUCUGAAAAAGAAAAGUCUAAAAAUUGGAAGUUCUUUAGCAACAAAGGACUCAAGACACACUCAUACCACACUGCUGCGGCGUUAGGUUCCAAGCUUGCUCCGAGGGAUGCUGCUGCUCCGAGACUGCAUCCUGCCCUUUUGGUUUCCGAUGCUUUUUGCUCAUUUCACUGUGAGCUUUCCUUUGAAACUCUUGAGACUCCUUCCGAUUGAUGUUUUAGAGUAGAUCAUGUUUUUAUCAGCCUUCCAAAGUCCUUAUUCUUGGUAAAAUUGCAGCAAAGCUAAGCGGUGACAGCCCAGCUCAGCCCAGGUGCGGUGAGCGGCAGGGGCUUUGGGUGGGAUGCUCGGCGCCUGCACCCAUCCCUGGCUGAGCCCAACACCAACUCGGCCAAGACAGACCGUGCCUGGGGAGGAAUUGUUUCCCAUGGAAAAAAAAAAGAAAAAAGGAAAAAAAAAAAAGGACGCAAGUUAUUAGCAGGGAAAAAAGAAAAAAAAAAAACAAACCAACAGAAAAUCGACAAAACGAGAACCACCUUUGUUAUGAAUUAGCAUAAUCCUUUGAGGUUGAAAAUGAAAAAAUCAGCUCAUUAAGACUCAGAAUGUUCAGAUAAUGUUAAAUACAGUAAAUAGGACUUAGUUUAUCUUAUCAGGCUUGCUAGCUUUAGCUACAGUAUCCUAGUAUAAGAGUCAUAACAAUAAUCAAUAUGCUGCCUUUUAAUGAAUCUUGCUUCCGUGUGCUUCACUCAAUUAUGGUUAAAAAAAAACAAAAAAAAAAAAGCAAUCCACAAAUUUCACUGUACACAGCUCCAUUCAUCAGCUUCUGCACUACUUGUCUUCUCAGUACAGGAAAGCAAAAAGGGGGAAGACUUUAAAGAACAGCCAACCCGGAGCUGCCAGCACACGGCAGUAAAGUCUGAAACACUCCCAAAACUACCAAGUUUUGUCAUCAGGAGAGGGUGGGGAAGGCUCAAGGGGGCUGGUGGGGCAGCCAAGCUGGGGAGAAUAACAGGGAGAAGAGAAAAGGGGCUCUCAUGAGGCAUGGGGGCUGAGCAAGGGCUGGAGGGACUGGAGCAUCCCUUGCCCAGAGCAUCCUCAGAGCCAGGGAGCCUGGUGUUAGGGAGAGAAAAAAAGAAAAUGCACAAGGCAGAUAUUUUUGAUGUUACUGUAAAUGUAUUUUGAAAUUAAUAGAAAGAAAAGGGGUUUAUUUUAGUAGAGAAAUGUUGUCUUUUAAGAUGUAUAACUGCAGGAAUCAACGUUUGCACUGUAAGAGCCCCUGUCUCCUUGGAGAAGCAGCAGCCGGUGUAGGUAGAUGAGGAUGCAGGUAGCAUCAUGGCCUGAUCAUGGAGCAGAGCCCCACCAGCACCCCCAGCUCCUGAGGACAACUCCCCACCCACCCAGUUCUUAAUUUAUUUUUUUUAUUUUAAUAUCUUUUGGGGUUUUUUCACUUGCACCUGUUUUAGGGGGGGUUUGUAUGCCUGCUGCCCCCAGAGCUCACUCUGAGGGAAGAUGCUGCUGCUGGGCAAGGUUUGAGGUUUGGUUGUUCUUUAAGGAAAUUUCCCCCCCCGAGUUUGCACCAUUCCACAUGCAAAACAGACCCACUUCACAUCAGUUACAGGAAACGAUAUGAAUGUCACAGGAGGAGAAACCCUUCUGUUUUCUUUGUUUCAAAGAACGUGAUGUGCCAUUUGUUAAUA
Molecule: messenger RNA, 6411 nt
Organism: Calypte anna (Anna's hummingbird)
Lineage: Eukaryota; Metazoa; Chordata; Aves; Apodiformes; Trochilidae
Gene: JADE2
Product: jade family PHD finger 2
Exons: 11
Coding region: 692-3103 (803 amino acids)
Biological process (GO): regulation of transcription by RNA polymerase II
Cellular component (GO): histone acetyltransferase complex
Source: RefSeq, a predicted model, not a curated record